ACCCCUUUAAUACGGUGGAAAAGUGAGCCAAGGGAUGCGUGGAGGAUAUUCUGCUUAUGGGCGUGCGGGGUAGGGAAUGACAAGUAUGCAAACCUAUUUGCCUUUCUCUCCUCUCCAGUCUCUUGCCUUCACUUCACUGUCCAGAGUGAGUGAGAAUAAUUUUUUGGCAGAAGAUGCAGAUGCAGAUGCAAUUGCAGAGGCACACAUUUGCAUUGAGAAAUGUAAACCAGAUUCAGAGGGCGCCAUUGUCAUCGCCACAAGUGGUGACAAUGAAAGCACAGAUGAGAGAAAUCCAUUCAUUGCUGAAAUGGGUUGAUGAUGUAAAGGAGGGAGGAAUGCGGAAGAAGAAAUUGGUGUACAAUCACGAAGACUGGUUAAAGCACAGGAGCUCCACCAGGCACAUUCGGCAUUUCAUGUCCAGUCUGUCCUCCCGCGUCAUUCUGUCACUCAUACCGCCUGUGUGCAUAUUUACAGGCAUAGCAGCGCUGGUUGGGGCCUAUAACACGGUGGUGGGGGAAUAUGGGUUUCUAUCAUUACCUCUGAUUCACGCCAAUUCAUUGCCCUAUCAGCUCACGGCCCCUGCUUUGGCUCUGCUGCUCGUCUUCCGCACCGAGGCCUCUUAUGCUCGCUAUGAGGAGGGCCGAAAGGCAUGGACCAGAGUAAUUGGGCUUGUUACGGACUUUGCAAGGCAAGCCAAUACCGGGAUUCGCCAUCCCGAUGAUACCCAUCUCAAGCACCAGCUCUUAGACUACAUUAUGGCCUUUCCCUUCGCUCUCAAGUGCCACAUUAUUUAUGGAUCCGAUAUCCGAUGUGAUUUAGAAAGGUUCCUUCCAGAAAAUGAUAUAUCUGUUGUUCUCAGUUCGCAGCAUCCACCUAAUUGUAUCAUUCAGUUUAUGUCCGAAUGUUUGAGGCAGCUGCACUUGAAUGAUCAUGAACGCCAUAGUUUUGAUUCACAUUUAUCUCAAUUCAAUGAUAGUAUUGCUGUUUGCCAAAGUCUCAUUGAAACACCAAUUCCACUAUCCUAUACUCGUCUAACAUCAAGGUUUUUAGUCCUCUGGCAUCUCACUCUUCCCAUUAUCCUUUGGGACCAAUGUGAGUGGAUAGUUGUACCAGCUACAUUUAUCAGUGCAGCAUCUUUGUUCUGCAUCGAAGAAGUUGGAGUUCUAAUUGAGGAGCCUUUUCCUAUGCUUGCAUUGGACCAAAUCUGUUCCUUGACUUCUGACAACAUUAGGGAAAUGGUUCGGAUCCAGAAAUUAAUUGAUGAACGUUUGCAUACAAAGGAAGGAAAGCUUUUCGCAGACAAGCUUGGUUCAAAUGGUAUUGGAAGGGAAAACAGACAGGAAAAUCUCAGAAUAUAAAAGUGCCUGCAAAGUAUCCUUGAUUACUUCCAAUAUGUUGGUAUCGGAACUGAAAAUUCGAGUCAUGUGGAGGUAAUUCCUAAAUUGAUAUUAGUAGAAAAGCAAUAGAUAAUGAUUACAGGUUUACACAGGCUUUGAGAACAUAUAAGCAAAGGAUUACAUAUGAAUGCAGAAGUAGAAUUACUGAGGUGCAGAUUAAGCACUGAAACUCAGUCAGUCAAGCUUUGUUUAUAUAGGAUGGACGGACUGGGAAAUAAUAUAUCCAUAUUACCUUAUGCACUCUUGUAAAUGCUAGCUAUAGCUGUGAGCCAUUUUGGCUUGAAUGUCAGGGAUUUACUUUUGACUGAAACUGAACAUUGGGCUGAUUCAGCUCAAGUUAAGCAAAGCUCAAGUACAAUCUAGAUUAUAUAUUAACUCUCUUUUACUUUGCUAUAGAAAUAUCAUCGACACUUUUCUUGUAUUCAA
This is a messenger RNA of Cryptomeria japonica (Japanese cedar), 1823 nucleotides long. Its product is annotated as voltage-dependent chloride channel 1, chloroplastic. The coding region runs from base 174 to 1358 and encodes 394 amino acids. The transcript is spliced from 4 exons. The record is from RefSeq and is a predicted model, not a curated record. Gene Ontology annotation, biological process: regulation of photosynthesis, light reaction. NCBI's taxonomy places the organism in Eukaryota, Viridiplantae, Streptophyta, Pinopsida, Cupressales, Cupressaceae. Gene Ontology annotation, molecular function: voltage-gated chloride channel activity.